Molecule: messenger RNA, 1625 nt
Organism: Cornus florida
Lineage: Eukaryota; Viridiplantae; Streptophyta; Magnoliopsida; Cornales; Cornaceae
Product: equilibrative nucleotide transporter 3-like
Exons: 10
Coding region: 75-1340 (421 amino acids)
Biological process (GO): nucleoside transmembrane transport
Cellular component (GO): plasma membrane
Molecular function (GO): nucleoside transmembrane transporter activity
Source: RefSeq, a predicted model, not a curated record
UUGUUUCCCAACACUUGGCCGCCCAUCGGAGGUAAAUUUAGCACAGAAACAAUCGUAGUCAGAGGUGGAGUGUCAUGAGAAGGAAAGAAGACAUGACUAUUACUGAAGUAAAUGGAGCUCCAAACAGGCUUGAGGGAAGGUUUAGUGCAAUGGUAGUAUGUUGGAUUCUUGGAUUGGGAACCCUCGUGUCAUGGAACAGUAUGCUGACAAUUGGAGACUACUAUUAUGAAUUGUUCCCGAAAUACCAUCCUUCCAGGGUACUUACCCUUGUUUAUGAGCCAUUUGCAUUGGGUACAAUCGGGAUACUUUCAUACUAUGAGGCAAGGAUUGAUACCAGAUGGCGUAACAUAUUGGGAUACACCCUUUUCUUCUUGAGUACUUUGUUGCUCCUAGUUUUGGAUUUAGCCACAUCCGGAAAAGGAGGGAUUGGAACUUACAUUGGUAUAUGUGUCAUAGUUGCUGCUUUUGGGGUUGCAGAUGCUCAUGUUGAAGGUGGAAUGGUGGGAGACUUAUCAUUCAUGAGCCCUGAGUUCAUCCAAUCAUUUCUAGCUGGUUUGGCUGCAUCAGGGGCUCUCACCUCUGCUUUGAGGCUAGUCACAAAAGCAGCCUUCGAAAAAUCUGAUAAUGGUCUUCGCAAGGGGGCAAUGCUAUUCCUUGCCAUCUCCACAUUCUUCGAGUUUCUAUGUAUAUUUCUUUAUGCAAUCUACUUCCCCAAACUACCAAUUGUGAAGUACUACCGCUCAAAAGCAGCCUCAGAAGGAUCAAAAACUGUUUCAGCUGAUCUUAAAGCUGCUGGCAUUCAAACACAGACUGAAGAUCAUUCUAAAUCACUGGAGCGGUUGAGCAACAAACAGUUGUUCUUUCAGAACAUAGAUUAUGCGUUAGACUUGUUUUUAAUAUAUGUCCUGACUCUUUCGAUUUUCCCCGGGUUCUUAUAUGAAAACACUGGAUCACACCAGCUAGGUUCAUGGUAUCCACUUGUUCUGAUAGCAAUGUACAACGUCUGGGAUCUAAUAUCAAGAUACAUUCCCCUCGUGAAGUGCCUGAAAUUGGAGUCAAGGAAGGGCCUUAUGUUUGCAAUACUGUCCCGUUUCUUGUUCAUCCCUGCAUUUUAUUUCACUGCAAAAUACGGUGAUCAGGGAUGGAUGAUAAUGCUUGUAUCCAUCUUGGGACUAACCAAUGGUUAUCUUACCGUUUGUGUCCUCACAGUGGCUCCCAAAGGCUACAAGGGUCCGGAGCAAAAUGCAUUGGGCAAUUUGCUAGUGUUAUGUCUUUUAGGUGGCAUAUUUGCAGGGGUUGCUCUUGGCUGGUUGUGGCUAAUUGGGAAUGACAAAUUUUGAAGAGCCAAAUUCUUGACCUUGAUUAAAAAGUCAGUUCCCCACACAAAGUACUUCAAAUCUGGAUGGAGAUAAAGCAGGAGCCAAACUGAGUACUACAGGAAAUUACUGCUGGGCUCGCAGCAGAAUCUGAAUGCAUCACUAAUUUAUUGUUAAAAGCUGUCCAACCCUUCAACUGGAAUGUGUUUCCAUGUAUUAGAAAUGUGAUGAUUUUUCGUCUUUUUUCGUUGUAUGCCAGAUGAUAGUUUGUGUGGACAUGAUAAAUAAAGAUCAAGAAUUGUUGUCUUA